This is a messenger RNA of Acanthochromis polyacanthus (spiny chromis), 3999 nucleotides long. RefSeq lists its product as uncharacterized. The record is from RefSeq and is a predicted model, not a curated record. Gene Ontology annotation, molecular function: DNA binding; POU domain binding. Lineage: Eukaryota; Metazoa; Chordata; Actinopteri; Pomacentridae. The transcript is spliced from 12 exons. Gene Ontology annotation, biological process: regulation of gene expression. The coding region runs from base 100 to 1467 and encodes 455 amino acids. Gene Ontology annotation, cellular component: nucleus.
AUUACAGCUCAUAACCCGGAGCUGUCCGUGGACCAGCCGACAGGUGCAGUUACUCCCUGAGCUCCAGAGCCUCGCCUUCAGUCACACAGAUUGUGCAGUAUGAGAGGACGGUACAAAAGAAAGAACUCGAGAGGAAGAAGCGAUGAAACAGCGGACAGAGCUGGGCUCUCUGCUCUUCCCGGGGAAACGGCAGCGGACUCUGCCGAGUCAGACACACCUGUUCCAGGUGUAGGUGGCAGGAAAAGAGGUGCAAGAUGUUCCAUGUAUGGUGAUGACAAGGUCUACCUUGGAGUCCGUGUCAAAAUGCCAGUGAAGGACCUUCUGAGAAACAUUCGUGUAGCACAAGGCUGGGAGCCUCAAGAUCUGAAGCAGAGAUGCGGGAAAACAGCCAAAGGGGACAUGAAACGAGUCAAAACUCGCUCAAGACGCCAAACUGUGAAGGGACAACACCCCACAAAGAGCCUGGAGGAACUAGCGAUCAUCGUUGAAGUGCUGGAGGAGGAUCUCAGGACUGGGAACACCUACACCUCAUCUCCCAGAAAUCUGUUCCCUUUUGAAUCUCCAGUGUCUCCUGAGCUGUCUCCAACUGGCGCAGGAUACAGCAGCGAUGAGUACAGUGAAAUGAUCCCCAGCCCCGAGUCCUACACCACCUACUCACCAGGCACAGCAGACUACUACCAAGCCCAGUCCCCUCCUGACUUCUACAACAGCCUACAGCCCCCCAGCACUGAAAACAUCACAGAGCACGGUGAAAGAGGGGAGGAGUGGUCCGAGCCUCAGAAUCACAACUGGGAAGAGAAUGGCUCUGCUUUCUUCUGGACACAGCUGCAGAGAGAGGAGAGCCAGCUAGGAGACGUCUCUGAUGCGGUGCUGCUGGCCACUGAUGAACACGGCAGGACAGCUCUCCAUAAUGUGAUGUGUGUCGGAAAGAGAGCGCUGGGCUACGCUAUCGCUAAAAGGAUGGCCACACUAAACAGCCUGGACCUCAAAGACUCUGAUGGAAUGACUGCCCUCCUCUACGCGGCAAAGUACAACCACCACCUGAUGGUAGCUGAUCUGAUCUAUUUGGGAGCCAACAUCAAUGAGACGAACAACUCAGGAAAGUCCUGCCUCCAUCUCAGUGCAGAGAAUGGCUACAUAAGAGUUCUAGAGGUUCUAAAAGAGGCGAUGAUGAAUGGUGUGUAUGUCGAUGUCGAAGCCACCGAUAAGUCUGGCCUGAGUGUCCUCCAGUGUGUUGCUGUGGCUCUGAAGACCUCCGUAUCUGAACUGGAGAACAGCCAAUCCCACAGUCAAACCAGACUCCACAUGCUUCGCCAAGAACAGAUGAUGGAGACUCUGGAGUUUCUGCUGCAGAUGAGCAACUUUCCUUCAUACCACGGGGAGCCGCAGUAUGCAGCCCAGGACUGGCCAAGCACCCCUUACCUCUGCCCGGCAGGGCAUUUUGGAACCCCGACAGUAAUGUUCUGAGUUUGUUCAGGCUUGACUUUAUCAUGGAGAGAUCCUAAUUAGUCGUGUUCUCUCUCUGAGCAUGAGUUCAGGUCUGUGAUGUACUGUAAAUCAUCUGAUGUUCUGUGUGUGGUAAAAUGCCUGUCUUGCAAUCAGGUAUUUAUUGUAACCUGCACAGAAAAGUUUCUGUUUCUGUGAAACUUCCCUUGUUUGUUACGUUGAAGUAGCAAUUUAUCCUCAAUUAGAGUGUCUGGAGAUUCUGGAGAGUGUAAACUCUAUGGCAGUGUAUUUGAAGUAAUGGUGACGUAAGUAUGUUUUUUCUAAGAGUUAGGCAGUGUUUUAAAGGCCUGGUCAGUUUCCAACAGGGAGGGAAAGCGAUAUUAAACAUAUGAUGUGUUUUACAUUGAGAGGAGUAGAGUACAGAAGCUUUUAGCUGUUAAUGUAGUUCAUUGAUGUGUCGAUGUCACAUCUCUGAUUUCACAAACGAAACACAGAUGUUGUUUUAGUAAUGCAGUUUUUAUAAAAACCUUUCCCUUCCUAUUGGGACACAGUUUAAUUUGUAGCCAAAUAGAUUGUGAGCCAUAGAAUUUGCAUUUUGGAUCUUGAAUGGACUUAUGUACUAGAGGACAUUCCUAAGUAUUGUGGGAGUUGAUGGAUAAUAAAUACAGUGACAUUUGACACUCUUUAGCCUGCCCUUGUAGUUCUAUCUAUGCCUUACCUCUUAGUAUCCAGAGUUUUAGGAGUCUGCAUGGUGAAAUGUGAUGUUCCGUGGUGUGUCAGUCUUAAUGCUCUUCUGCGAUCACUUCCUUUCUAGAACUUAAAGGGGAAUAUCAGUUUAAUUCAGCAUGAAGCUGUCAGUCACAGUUUAAGCUGCACCACUAUUGCCUUGGUAUUAAAUAGCACUUGGGUAAAUUCUUACUGUCCUGUAAGGGCUGUGUUAUUGUAGGGACAGUUGAGGAAAGACAGAAGUAAAAGUGUUCACAUCGUAGCAGCUUUUAUUUUCUCCACAAUCUAAACAAAACACAAUAAAAUGGUUUUUCACCAUUAAGGAACAUUUCUUUGCUGAAUGCAAGAUAAAAAUUCAUAUUGAUCUAGUGUGUAACUCUCCAAAGAGCAGCAAAGAAACAUUCUUUAGGGUUUUUUAAUCAAGGCUAUUGGGACAUUGUGCUGUUGUGCAUGUAAAGGUUCUAAAAAAACUUGUUAGUUGUAUAUUUUUACUUUAUGACAUUUAUCAGGUGUUUCUGGGAACAGGUGUGAACCAAGGAAAAACUCCUAUCUUGAGCCAGUGUCACAUCUCUUUUCUUGUGUUUGAUUUGUCAAAUAGGUCAUUUUUUUUUCUUAAAGUGUCAAAACUGGACUACUUUUUUUUUCUUUUUGUUUUUAUGCUGUUAAGUCAUAAAAACAAAAUGAUUUCUAGGUUAACAUUUGCUCAGGCUUUUAUACCAAUAUAAAGGUUAAAAAGUGGUGAGGGGCAACGGUGAGCAGGAUGACAUCAUAUUAAUGUGAACAUGUAAAGAAUAUUUAGGUGUUUUGAAGCUAUGGAUGGUGGUAGACCAGCGCUAGUAUAGUAAUUACUGGCUUUUUAUAUUAUUUACAAUUCAAUUGUUGUGGAAUCUUAUGACUAUGAUCUGUGGUAAGUUCUGUCAUGAUGAUGCAAAUGUUUUUUAAAGAAAUAAUAUAAUACCAGCAAAGACUGUAUGUGAGAAGAGAAUGCUCGUAGGACUAAGGAUAUGGGUUAGGCUGCAUAUAGUUGCUUGUAAAAUAAGGAAUGAUCAUAACAUGGGUGGAGGUAAUAAGCUCUUGAUACACUAUGAGAAAAGACUAAUGUACGUCUACAUGAUGUUGAUAAAAGUUUAUUUACUUUGUAUGUAGUGACAGUAGCCUCCUAGAAACUACUGUCUUUGGAACAAAUGAAUUCAUUUUGUCAUUUAUUCUAUCUGAUGUAAUCCAUGGGAAUUCCAGCCUCUUAUGCAACUGCACCCUUUUAUUAUCGAAGGUACUCGUUUAAUCCUGCAAGGACGCGUGCUUUAAUGUUCACCUAAGGCUUGAUGUUUGGUGCUUCCAUUAGUAAGAGAGCGUCUCUAGAGGCACUGAUUUACGACGUCCCUUCAGCUUGUUUUUGAAUUGCACCGCGAAUCACGAGAUGUUCGGUGAAUCAUGCACAUUGGUAAAGUUCAGUCAGAGGUGUUUACCAGGCAGAAAUUAUGUAAUAGUUUCACUCACUAUUUUUUUUUUAUCAUGACUGUUGUUCAUGACAAAAUAAUUGUAUAAUUACAACAUUUAAAGCUUUAUAGAGCAGUUUAGCUAUCUGCUAUUAUUGGUCACAGGAGCUGCUUCAUAUUCGUCUGAAUUAAAGGUUUUGUUCUGCUCUUCAGAAAUGUCAUUUUAUCGCUAUACAUCAUGUUUACAUCAGUUUCCAUCACAUGUAAAAAUUCCAUGUAUGUGAUUGUUCACAGUGCUGGCAUGUAACAAUUGUCAUUAAUUAUUAAUUGUUCUGUAGUAAUAUCUGUGUAUUCAUCUCAAAGAAUUCAAUAAACAUCUGGGUUUGGUAUA